AAUAUGGCUGAAUAAUUUGUCCUAUGGCUAUGGGAAUGCACGUUUGCAGUUUUUUUUUCGCCUUUUUCAUAUAAUCUGCACGCUUUUAGGCUUUAGUUUUAUCUAUCAAUGUCAACGACGUAAGAAAAUAGGUACAAGCCUGUUAUCAACAAGUCAUAAAUAAUUCAAUGUCUGUCUCUCUUUGCCUCUUCAUUCGUCCCCACCCACUUGAACCGGAACUUCUUCUCGGGAUUUGCAGCCCUCCCCAUCGGUCCGUAGCGCUGACAUCCAGCCCCAACACCGGUCCACGCGCACGGUGCGUCCGCCGCUUUCUCCUCCACGCACAAAAUGCGUGCGGUUUUACGACGCCUGGGAUGUCGGCCCGUUGUUUAGCCUACAUCGACUCGAAGUGACACAUCUCUCCUCCGUGACAGCUUCUCUGUGGACAGGAUCUCCGGGCGCUGCCAUGGAUGCUCCCGGUGCGCUCUGGUGAUCCAUGUUGACCAGCUUGGUGCGGUCGUUUCAGCGCAUUAAACGAUCAUUUAUACACCCUCUCCCUACCGGACUACAGGGUUGUUAAAAGGGGGGGACGAUGGGGAGCACGACCUCUUGCUGCGUGUCUGGUAGCCCCAAGCUCCGCAGAAAUGCCCACUCGAGGCUGGAAUCGUACCACCAAGAUUCGGAUCUGAGCAGGGAGGAGACUGGAUGCAAUCUGCAGCACAUCAGCGACAGGGAGAACGUUGAUGAGCUGAACAUGGAGCACAAUCCAUCGGACCAUCCGCGGGCCAGCACUAUAUUUCUCAGCAAAUCUCAGAACGAUGAGGUGCCUUACAGGAAUGUGCGAGAGAAGCGAAAGAGCCUCUUCAUCAAUAAUCAUGGCACAGGGAGAAGGAAAUACAGCUCCUGUUCAACCAUCUUCCUAGACGACAACACCGUCAGCCAACCCAACCUUAAAUACACCAUCAAAUGUGUAGCUCUGGCAAUUUACUACCACAUAAAAAACAGGGACACAAAUGGAGGAAUGCUACUAGAUAUCUUCGAUGAGAAGCUUCACCCACUUUCAAAAUCAGAGGUUCCUCUGGACUAUAACCAGCACGACCCUGAGCAGAAGCAGAUCUACCGGUUUGUCCGAACACUGUUCAGUGCUGCUCAGCUGACCGCAGAAUGUGCCAUCGUCACACUGGUGUAUUUGGAGCGACUCCUGACUUAUGCAGAGAUUGACAUCUGUCCAGGAAACUGGAAAAGGAUUGUUCUUGGGGCCAUCCUGCUGGCCUCAAAGGUCUGGGAUGACCAGGCCGUCUGGAACGUCGAUUACUGCCAGAUCCUCAAGGAUAUCACAGUGGAAGACAUGAAUGAAUUAGAGCGGCAGUUUCUGGAGCUGCUCCAGUUCAACAUCAACGUGCCGUCCAGCGUCUACGCCAAGUACUACUUCGACCUGCGAUCACUCUCAGAAUCCAACAACCUCAGUUUCCCCCUGGAGCCACUCAGCAGGGAAAAAGCCCAAAAGCUGGAGGCUAUUUCCAGGCUUUGUGAUGACAAGUAUAAAGAUGUCCGAAGAGCUGCCAGGAAGCGCUCGGCCAGCAUGGAUAACCUGUGUGGGAGACAGUGGGUUCCUGCUAUCCUUUCCUAACCACUAAUCAACUAUCACAUCCUGGAUAGUGGCAUCAAGUAAAAGACUGAAUGAGAAACUGUCUGAAAACACUGUUUAGUGGAAAUGGACCAAUAUCUUUUGGGUUUGGAUGGAUCUGGGAUGCAGAACUUGGUGGAACAGCUACUGGUAUCCAACACCAACCACUGGAGGUCACACCUUCAAAACAGAGUAAAGAAAUUUAAACUACAUGUGUAGUUCUGGAUGAUGAGAUGAAAUCCGUGGAGAGUUCUAUCGUACUGAUGCCUUCACAGUGCCUCAGCUUGUUUGUUCACAUAAGCUCAUAGGAGUUUCUGGUUUUUAUUUAACCUGUGGAGGAAAAAACAUAACCUUGAACCAGAAAGGAGGUUCCUUCAUGUUAUAAAGCAAAUGUAAUGAAGAGAACCUCUGCCCAAAUUUCCAGUUUUGUCCGGAGUCAUCUGUGUCUAACCUGGUUUCUAAGUUAGGACAUUCAGUUGGCCCCUGAGAAGCUAUUUGUUGGUUCUUUUAAUUGAACCUUGGAGCAACACUGGACUUUGUUCCAGUAAUUUACUUUCUUUGACAGGACAGAAUAAUAAAAGUGUUUGCUAGAUUUUUUCCUUUGAAAAUCUACAGUUUACGGUAUUUCUAGUGUACCUCUUAAUACUCAGGCAGUGUUCAUGAUAUGUUGAUUCACAUUAAUACUUCUCAUUUGACUUAGAUCAAGGUAAAAAAUGCAAAGUUUGAAAUAUUAAAUACAAAGAUGGAAAGUUCAGAAGGAAAAUUGAAAAAAAAUUUAUGAUGUUCCCACAGAUGUUAUUUUGCACCUAUGGGGACGUUCAAUCACCAAAAUCACAAGAACAUUUUUAAUGAAACAGUGUAGAGUGAAGUGUACCUAACAGCAUGUUUUCCAGACUAGUAUUAACUCAAUUUUGUCAAGUGUUUUAAAAAGUCAAGGAGCUUCACGCAGUAUAAAGCACACCUCUGUAAAUUAUUCAAGCAUUGCAACAAAGGGUAAAUAAACUUAUAUAAUAGUGAGAUUUCUUGCAGAACUCUUCAACGUUCUUAAAAAAAAGUCAUCUGAACCUAUGUGGUUUCGCGUUUACAAUCCAAGCAAAUCUAAAAAUCUUCAGAAAGUAAAUAAAUAAGUAAUCAGUCAAUCAGACGCUUUCCAGUAACUUUUCCAUGACUGGUUUAAAGCAUGUAAACUAAACUACAGUCGAAGUAGUUUUUCUAACCAGAAAAAAGGAAAAUACAACAUAUACUGCAGUACAUACUGUAUGUGAGACUCUGUUUUUCAGAUCAGACCGAAACAGUUGCUGAGUCCAUCAUUAUAAUUCUUACCAGGUUAAAUGUGGUUAAAAAGUUGUUCCACAAACCCCUAUUGCACAUAAAGUCUUAUAAAUGCGCAGAAACCCUUGUGUGAACAUAUUAUUUUUUCCUCUAUUAGCAGAAGUAAUUUUAACUUUUACCUUUUGUAAUUUAUAAUCUCUUAUGUGCAUCUUCUAAAGAUGGCAAUGGUAACCUGGCUAGUUAGCAUCUUCAUAGGGACGAUUUUUUUUGUGAAAACUGUUUACAAUCACUUUUUUUUAUUUUUGAAGAAGAGUUGGACCGAUGACUCAACCAUACAGUUACUCUAAAACUCAAACUUGUGGCAGUUUUAGAUUUAAAGGGCUCAUUUACAGAGUCAUUAUUUUAUUUUAGUGAUUAUUUUUCUCAUUUUGCAUAUUGCUAAAACACCUUCUGUCUGCAAUGCUCCAUCCUAGCUCAUCUCUCGAAUACAUCCCAAAAUGCCCAAUCUGAACUGACUGGUCAAUGACGCAUUUUCUGGCAAAACCUUCACCUUUUUCUAAGGUGCAUAGAGAGAAGUUAGACAUCAGGUGGCAACCACAGCCAAUUCUUUGCUUGAGGGUUUGCCAAAUAAGCCUUUGGGAUUAGGGUUAGGUGUUAUGAUCCCAGGAAGGCAAGGCUGCUCUACAAAUGAGAUAUUUCAGAAAGUUUAGGUGCAGUGGCUUCAGUGGGGUAGAUUUUUUUUUUUUUUUUUUUUAUGAUUUUUGGAUUUACAACAUUCCUUUUACAAGCAAAAAAAUCUUUCAAAACGCAAUAGAAUGGAGGGGAAAUUAUACGUAGCAUCAUAUGGACUUUUUUAAUAAGCUCUGAAGUCAAACCU
This is a messenger RNA of Melanotaenia boesemani (Boeseman's rainbowfish), 3755 nucleotides long. Its product is annotated as cyclin-Y-like. The record is from RefSeq and is a predicted model, not a curated record. The transcript has 11 exons. Gene Ontology annotation, biological process: regulation of canonical Wnt signaling pathway; regulation of cyclin-dependent protein serine/threonine kinase activity. Gene Ontology annotation, molecular function: protein kinase binding; cyclin-dependent protein serine/threonine kinase activator activity. Gene Ontology annotation, cellular component: plasma membrane; cytoplasmic cyclin-dependent protein kinase holoenzyme complex. NCBI's taxonomy places the organism in Eukaryota, Metazoa, Chordata, Actinopteri, Atheriniformes, Melanotaeniidae. Bases 572 to 1609 code for a protein of 345 amino acids.